AUGCUUCUGUGGGCUUGCAGGCAAUUCAUGUCAUCAAUCUUGAAUGGAGACAGGACUGGCAGAUUACUCAAAUACAAUAAAUCAAACAAAGAAGUAACGGUUUUACUACGAGGUCUUGCCUUUGCCAACGGUGUUGCAUUGAGCAAAGACCACUCUUUUGUGCUAGUGGCUGAAACCACUACUUGCAGGAUCUUGAGGCUUUGGCUUCAUGGUCCAAAUGCUGGAAAUACUGAUACUUUUGCAGAGCUUCCAGGAUUCCCAGACAACGUAAGAAGGAACUCGAAAGGGGAGUUUUGGGUUGCACUGCAUGCAAAGAGGGGAUUUUUCGCUAAGUGGUUUGUCUCUAACAAAUUGGUUGGGAAGUCACUGCUAAAGCUUCCCCUUGAUUUUAAACAACUGCAUUCGCUACUAGUCGGAGGGAAGGCUCAUGCAACUGCUAUCAAGUUAAGCGAUAGAGGUGAAAUUUUGGAAGUUUUGGAAGAUUGUGAGGGAAAGAAUAUGAGAUUCAUUAGUGAAGUGGAGGAGAAGGAUGGCAAGCUGUGGAUUGGGUCAGUUUUAAUGCCAUUUCUAGGCAUUUAUGAACUGUAG
This is a messenger RNA of Prunus armeniaca (apricot), 588 nucleotides long. NCBI's taxonomy places the organism in Eukaryota, Viridiplantae, Streptophyta, Magnoliopsida, Rosales, Rosaceae. The record is from the annotation of a GenBank genome assembly.